Centrocercus urophasianus (Greater sage-grouse) is the source of this 8881-nucleotide messenger RNA. It is a transcript of the gene PDE1A, whose product is annotated as phosphodiesterase 1A. Gene Ontology annotation, biological process: signal transduction. Gene Ontology annotation, molecular function: 3',5'-cyclic-nucleotide phosphodiesterase activity. The record is from RefSeq and is a predicted model, not a curated record. Lineage: Eukaryota; Metazoa; Chordata; Aves; Galliformes; Phasianidae. The transcript has 16 exons. The coding region runs from base 412 to 2280 and encodes 622 amino acids.
UAAAGAGCGAGGGAGAGAGUGACUCUGCAUUUAAGACUUUGACCAGCAUGUGUAAGAAGUGCUCGCAUGGCUGGAAUAAUCUAACACAUUUUUACCUAGGUAGCACUUGGCAAAGCUCCCCUUUUUUUCCUGCACAGUUGAAAGGAAUCCAGUACAACUCCGUGCUUUGAUCAACUUGCCUCCAGUUUCUGCUCAGCCUGCAGGGUUUGCUGGUGCACAGCCGUGCCUGUCUUAUGUGGCCUCUAUGGCCCUUUUCUGCUCAACUGUCAGAAAGAGGGAGGGAGGCUUCCCCCAGCACCAAAAUAUCAUUCUGUGUGCUCUCUGCAGCACAGUAGCAAAGAACAAGUUUCUUGAUUACUCCCUGGUCUUUUUGGAGUUAUUCACUGGAAGAAGUCUUUUUUCCCUCUUUAAAUGGAUGAUUGUGUUACAAUCAAGAAAAAGCAUCUCCAAAGACCAAUCUUUCGAUUAAGAUGCUUGGUGAAGCAACUGGAGAAAGGUGACAUCAAUGUGGUGGAUUUAAAAAAGAACAUUGAAUAUGCAGCAUCUGUGCUGGAGGCAGUUUAUAUUGAUGAAACCAGGAGGCUUCUGGACACUGAGGAUGAACUCUCGGACAUCCAGUCGGAUUCGGUCCCGCUGGAAGUGCGAGACUGGUUAGCUUCUACAUUCACAAGGGAAAUGGGAAUAGUGAAGAGGAGACCUGAAGAAAAGCCCAAAUUUCGAAGCAUUGUGCAUGCUGUACAGGCUGGGAUUUUUGUAGAAAGGAUGUACCGGAGAACUUCUAGCAUGGUUGGUUUGGCUUACCCAGCAGAAGUGAUUGUAACAUUUAAGGAUGUUGAUAAAUGGUCUUUUGACGUAUUUGCCCUAAAUGAAGCAAGUGGAGAACACAGUCUGAAAUUUAUGAUGUACGAGCUGUUCACCCGAUAUGACCUUUUGAACCGUUUCAAGAUCCCUGUUCCCAAUCUUAUUACAUUUGCUGAAACUCUUGAGGUUGGUUACAGCAAAUACAAAAAUCCAUAUCACAACUUGAUCCAUGCAGCUGAUGUUACUCAAACUGUGCAUUACAUAAUGAUUCAUACUGGUAUCAUGCACUGGCUCACAGAACUGGAAAUUUUAGCAAUGAUUUUUGCAGCUGCCAUCCAUGAUUAUGAACAUACGGGGACCACAAACAAUUUUCAUAUUCAGACAAGGUCAGAUGUUGCAAUAUUGUACAAUGAUCGGUCUGUUCUUGAAAACCAUCAUGUAAGUGCUGCUUAUAGACUAAUGCAAGAGGAAGAGAUGAACAUCCUGACAAAUUUAACCAAAGAUGACUGGAGGGAGUUGCGUAGCUUGGUCAUUGAGAUGGUCUUGUCAACAGAUAUGUCGGGUCAUUUCCAACAAAUUAAAACGAUGCGGCAUACUCUACAGCAGGCAGAGGGGGUAGACAAAGCCAAAGCCAUGUCUUUGAUUCUACAUGCAGCAGACAUAAGCCAUCCAGCAAAAUCCUGGGAACUGCACUACCGGUGGACCAUGGCCCUGAUGGAAGAAUUUUUUCGACAGGGAGACAAGGAGGCUGCUUUAGGUCUUCAGUUUUCCCCACUCUGUGACCGCAAGUCUACUUUGGUAGCUCAGUCCCAAAUCGGUUUCAUUGAUUUCAUAGUAGAACCAACAUUUUCUCUUCUUACGGACUCAAUGGAGAAAAUUGUUAUGCCUCUUAUAGAGGAAGCAUCAAAAUCUGAAAGUCCUGCGUUUGGGACACCCGGCCAGAAUAAUCUGGGAGCAGUAAGCAAUGUUGAUGCGCAAAGACGACACAAUUUUAGAAGUACAGCAAGUGAUGGAGCAGCUCACACAGAAAAUUCCCUAGCAACUGUAGACCUAAGAAGCUUUAGGGACAACUUGAUGCAGAUAAUUCAAGCAAACAAAGAAAGAUGGAAGGAAUUAGCAGUAGAAGAAGAACUUGUGAAAAAUGUUGAUGAACAGAAAAAAGACCAGAGCAGAAAUUCCACAGAUGCACAGUUACAGGAAGAGACAAGAAGCAGACAAAAUGAGAGUAGUCAGGGAAGUGAUGGUACAGCCUGUCCUCCCAGACCCAUCGUCCUACAAGUAGUCACUUCCAACACUGCUCUGAGUGAUGCAUCCAACUCAGAAAAAUGCACUAACUCUGAUCCGAACCAGAAAGAUCUCACCGAUGCCCAGCAAGAAACACAGAAUACAGACCCACUGAAUGGUGAGCCUACACACUGUAAGCAAGCAGAAGAUAUAGUAAAAGCCACGGAACAGAAUCAAGCACUGGUACACAACUAGAUUUACUGUUUCUUAAAAGCUUCUGACGUUUCUGGCAGGACAGAAGAAAAGAACACUGUUCCUACCUCCAUGCUCUCAGAGGCUGUUGUCUGUCAACUUACUCUCAGAUCAUCUUGUUUCAGUGGAGACUGGGCAGAAGGAUCAAAAGUGUAAAACAUCAAACCCUGAGCUGGGAACUCAACGCACCGAACAACUCUCAAGACUUUGUCAUAUUUGUUGUUGCUUUUCCCUUUUCUAUUCUGCUUUCUACAACUGGCCAAAAUAAUUUUUCCAGCCAAAGUUGGACCUUGCUUUGUUGCAUCACUGACACCAGCUGUUUCCAAGAGACAUGUGAAAACAUGUUAAAGAUCAUCUGCACUGGAUUGCUGUUCCGUGUCACUGCCACUGGCAUCUAAUGGAAAUGGAAAGCCAAAACAAAAUACUGUUACAGACACUUGUUCAUGCAACCACGCUGCAUGCAACAUGAAAGUUCUACUUGUUAGCUUCCUUAAAAUAUCUGGAAAUGUAAGUAUGUGGACUGGGCAGGAAGUCAUAGAGUUGUACUAUCUAUCCUGCAUGAAUAAUGACUCUUUCCCAUGUCUGCCACAGGGAGGGAGAUGGUGUUUAACAAAUCAGUAUUGGAAAUAUCACCCAGUAUUAUGAUUCAAACAUACUCAGCUCUACAGUGUUUAUCAUAUGUCAGCACUGGUGUCAGCCCUACUACGAAGCUGGUGCUUAUGAUUUCACAGGCGAAUGAGGCUGCUACACAAAUACACAAAAAUUGCUGCCCUCCAGCAACGCAUAGUGUUGCCUCUCAGACACAACUGGAAGGUAAUAUUGAGGCCUUAUAUAAUGAGUUUGCUCAAAUGAAAAGGUGACAGCAUGGAUCCGACAAAGACCUCCCUUUGCUUUGUUCAAACACCAGAGCAUCUUUUUCUGAGAGGCAGCACAAGUGGAGCACACAGGCACUUACCUCUGCCGGAUAUCUUGGAAUGAGCCCUGCAGCCCAGCUGUGCCCAGAAGAGGCUCCACGUUCAUCUCUGCUCCUGCUGAGCCUCAUGGGACCUCGUGCAGCCUGCACCCAACCUCACUUCCCUCUGUUGCAGCCAACAAGGAACAUUCCUCUCUCCCUUCACCUUUUACUCUCCUGGUUAAUUUGGGUCACUGCGUUCCAUUUUUUGGAUCCUGUAUUACCUCAAUAUGACCAAGACUGCAGUCCGCCAUGGGCCACACAGAGGUGGCACGCUUGUGGGGCAGCAUUCCUCCCUGCUUUGCAGAGCCCUGGGUGCUUAUCCACUGCUUCAGGAACCUAAUUAGAGCUCCCAUGUACCACAGGCUCAGCCUCCAGAGAAUGCGCUUUGUCCUGGCUGAAGAAGGAACAGUAAACCAGCCACCCCACACGUAGGGGCACGUGCUUCUCUCUUCCUUUGACUGUCUCCUUUCUGACAGCAGAUCAUUGCAAUUGAGCUGGGAACAAUAUGAGCUCUGAGCCCUGGAAUAAGGGCAUGCCAAAAGGUGGAAUUUCUGUCGUUGAAUAUGUAAGCCAUAUACACACUAUGCACAGUUAGAGUGUGUAGUUUUAACUUAAGAAAUGUUUGUGCAUAUAGGUUGUAAAAAGUGCAUUUAAAUUGUCUUGUGUAUCUGGUCCAGGGCUUGUAUUUGGCAUGGACAAAGUUCUGUACAGUGCAGCUGAAGAAUGAAAUGUUAACAAAUGAAAUUGUAUCAUAUAUGUUAUAAUGCAAUUGAUAUUUUUUGCUAAGAAUUAAGAAUUUAUAUAUUAUGGCAGUGUUCGAGCAAAUCCUUAGUAGCCUGGAUCACUCCGUGCACCUCUGAAUCCAUUAUGGGGAAUGUUGGACACAUUUUUUUCUUUAUAAUGAAAUAUUUCUUAUUGUUGUUGCACCAAAAAAGAGACAUCAUGUAUAUCACUUUUUUUUCAUUGCAAAUUGCCAUAUGCUGUGACAGUAGAAAACUUUCCUGUUUAAGAUCUGAUAUCUUUGGUCUUAUCUCUUUUCUUUCCAAACAAGGGAUCUUAUUUCAGAUAUGUUGAGCAUCUGCAGUUCCGGCCAAAUUUUAAAAGUGCAAAAAUUGAGAAAGAUAUUUAAAAAUUAGGCCAGCUAUGUCUUUGUCUGUAACAGUGCAUUCAUCAGCAUUGUGAUUUAUCAUUCCCUGAGACCAAAACUUUGGAGCCAUCCAAAUUUAAUGUUUGUAUUUACUUUCAAUUUCAGACUUCUACCAUAGCUGAACUUGACUUUUUCUUUAUGUGAUUGAUAUACUACAUGAAAAUCUUCUUCUGGAAAUACAAACAGAAUUUGCAGAACGCUGGGAGCAUCCUGUGGGGCUUUUGGUGUCCUGUUGUCCUUCAGAAGGUAGGAGGAGCUCCUGAGCUCAUAGAAGGCACUCAGUGCCUGCUCAACUCUUCAUUCAUACAGAAAUGUACAAACAAUUCUACUUCUUCAUUUUUACACAGUCUUAAUCACUGUGGUAGGUGUUACUGAAAUAGAAGAGUCCUUAGUUUUCCUUUAAAGCCAGCUAACUCUCUUUCUUUCUUCCUUUAUUCUUAGCAAGGUUUUUUUCCAGACGUGACCCAAAGCUUAGCGUGUUGUUUGGAUGAGGAAAAUUUAGUUUGGCUGAGGAGACCAUAAUCGUUGUGUGUCAGUUAAGGCUUUGAUCUUGUGUGGAAUUCACACUCAGAUGGCAGAGCAGCUUCCUGUGGGGGGCCUCUCCUGGGCAGGACUUUCUCCAAACCCCAGAAGGCUGCACUACCAAAGCAUUGCAUGGGGCCAUAAGAACUGGUGUUUAUAUCUGCAUCUCUCCCACAGCAUUAUGGGCAUGUACCCCUGCAUUGAGCACACUGAGGAGCUGUAGCUUUAGAUUAGCCCUCAAAAUUUUUAUUUUGUACUUUUAUCUUGAGAUAUCUGAUAAAUAUAUUAUGUAAUAUUGUUAUGGUUUAUGAUCUAGCCAGUAUUUUUUUUAUUUAAUUUUCAACAAGCAAUCUACAACUGUGUGUUUUGAUUCUGCUGUAUUUGUCCGUAUUUCCUAUGAUGAUAUUCUUAAAUAAAUUUGAUUUGAGGGCAAAGAUCAUGAAGCUCCUGAGUGUUAGUUACAAAUCUGCUUGACUGAAGCAUUUGCUUAUUUGCAUACAGUUGUCUCUGAAAAGUGGCAGAGCGCAGCUGGCUGUUCCUGUGCCCUUUUCCUGCCUGUCACUCCGUGCUUUGUCCAUGGCUGUGCCACUAUGCUGCACCAACUCACUUGCAUCCUUGUGACUCCCUUGAUGAUACUUUCUCUCAGUGUGCUUUACCUUUUUAACCUUUACUACUCUGUCAGCCAUCAUAUGAAGGAAAUCAUAACCAAUAAAGAGUAUUGUUUCCCAAAUCUUUUUACCAGAGGCUGGCACUGUUAAAAUUGCUGGUACUAUGCAGGCCAGCACUGAUUCUUCAGAAUGGGUUCUGUUUUCAGAGGCACCUCUAUGGCAUGGUCCAGGCUUAAUUAGCAAAGUUCAGUGGAGCAGGGCCUCAACCUACUACAACUGGAAAUCAAUGGAAAGAAUCCUAUUGACUUGAAUUAUGCUCUAACAAGGUGCAUGAUAGCAAUAAAUGAAGAACAACUCUGCCAUAUCUAGUUCUUUGCAGCUCCAUUCAGCUCUCUUCAGCUAUAUGCUUGGGUGACUUUCAUCUGUUGCAUGUAAGCCAGAAGACAAACAAGCUGCUACUAAGACAUCAAAUUAACAAAGUAAUCAAGUUCCCUAGUGGAAAUGUAUGGAAUAGAUGUUUUCAAUUGACUACAUAUGAGAAAGAGUAAAAUAUAAUAUUAACGUUCUUCAAUAGCAGAUUAAAAAGACUUAACAUUAUGAUAGUUUAGACAAGAUUUGUUUUAGAGAGGAGUGUAUCCAAUUGUAGAUUGUUUUUUGAAAAAUCAAAUCCUUCAAAACCUAAAAAAUCCUAAAAAUUGAGUAGAAAUGACAUUUAAUAAUGUAAAGAAAAGAAAGUGUCAUCUCUCAGAAAAGUUUAGGCAGUGUCCCUGGGAUAGUUUUGCUUUCCUGAUCAUUUAAUUAUUUAGUGGGUCUCAAGAGACCUCUUGUCUAUGUAGCAGGACAAAGAUUUAGAAGUUGUACAGAACUCUGAGCUUCUAAACAUUCCCCUGGGAAUGAAGAGGCUACUCACGGAGUAAUAAGUGUAGAGGGGAAAAAAAAAAAAACAACACUGUGCUGCAAAACCCACUUCCCUUCUGCUCAGGCAAGUCCUUUUCCUACAGCCCAUUCUUACAGAGCAGCAAAGGCACUACUCCAACAAGAGUGGAGGGUGUAUAGCUCAGCUCUUCAGUCAGGAGGAAGGGAAGCAAGUUUUGGUGUUUAGUAAACUGUCAGUUAUUUAAGUAAUUAAGUUGUUGAGGCAAAUUAAAGUUUGCAAAAAAACACCAACAACAAACACAAAACAAACAAAAAAGCCUCAAUGAACCAAAGAACAACCAGCCAAUCAAAAAUGCCACACCCCAAAGCCUAACCUCAAAAAGAUAGGGAAGUCUGUCACCAACACUUCUUACAUAAGGAUUGAUUACUAUUGGAGAACUUGUAAUUAGCUAUUGUUAAUUUCUCUGUUUUCAGCUGUUUUACCGAAAUUUUAGUUGUUUUUAAUUCUUCUAUUGAAAUUAUUCUUCCCUUUCUUCAAUUCUUCCCUCUCCUCUGAGAGUUAUGUUAUUCUUUCCAGUCAAAAAUGAAAAUUUACAUCUAUUUCUUGAGGCACUCCAAUUCACUGGAAUGAAUAGCGGUGAAUUUAUGGUGAGCAUUGUGGCUUAAUAGUUGAUGCAUCUUUUUUUUCAGCAUUUCUGUAUGAGGAAGACUCCUAUUCGGCUAGUUGCAAGGUGGUUUGGAGUAGGACAGAGCUGUGACUGCAGCCAUAGGUAGUUCUGAUGGACAUGUGUGUGUUCACAAGCAAAUAAUGGGCGUGAGACCAGGGCUACAGAGUUGAUAUUCCCAGCAAAUUAGAGAAUAAAAAUGUCAUGAGCAAUUUAAAUAUUAUUUAUAAUUGACCUUCAUGUCUGUUUUUAAUAUUCAAUCUGCAGAGUGUUUAAAAAAGCAAUUAAAAGUCCCAUAUAAUGUUAAAGCCCCUGAUAAAUGCAAUAAACAAAUGACAUAUUCAAAAGAGAGAAUCUAUGUCCCAUUAGGAGAGAAAAAGAAAGAUGAGAGCAACAUAUGGCAGUAUAAUUAGCAUGAUUAGGGAAGCACAUCAAUAGAAUUUAUGCUGCAGGGAAAAUGUAAUAAGAAACCAACACACUUUCCUCACUGCCUUGAAAACUGCAAAUAUCGCUCUCUGAAAGGGAGAAGAUGCAGAAAGACUCUCUGGCAUUUAAAGCUCUAACUUGUGUUCUUCUGAUUAUUAAAGAUGCACACAGCCAUCUGCAAACCAUUUAUUUUUUGCAGAGUUCACAUUGUCCCAUUGCUUUGAUUAAUAAGGAGCAAUAUUACACCUCAGCUGCUUUUCAGAAAGAUGCUAUUUUGGAAACCUAAUUAAUACUCACUCCACUGUUAGCUUGAGGUGUUCGUUAGUGCCAGAUACUGAGUUCUUAUUUGUUUCUCAUUAUGUGGAGAGUAUUGCUUCUCAAUGCCAAGGUUUUUGUUUUGCACUUUGGAAUAACCUUUCGACACUGCUGCUCCCCAGCCCUCCCUUCAGAAGAGCGAGUAACACCUGUCGUCAUUAUUUUAGGAUGCCCAUUAUGUCUGUCAAAGACAACGGGGCUAUUUAAAUAGUUAGACAGUCCUGAUGCACAGCAAAUAUCCCUGCCAUUUUCUGAACAGUUGGGCCAAAGAGAAAAGAAAAAUUUAGAAAUGUGGCAACGCAAUUGUAAUUUCAGCUCACCACUAAGGGUCAGUAUAUACCAAGAAAAUGCAUCAUUACAAGACUAAAACAGAGUCAGUUUCUCCUAGCAGGAGCACUGGAUAUAUUUGUAGAAAGCACAGACUACUUUGGAAGCUACCAGAACCAUCCAAGCCUAUAGCAGAAAUGCCCCUGCUGUCGGCAAUGAACACACACAGACUCCAUCAGCCAGCUCUACUAUGUCUGGAGACCAGCAUCGUGUCACCAAGCGGCCUGAGGCCCAGUGAAGGGGCACAGAUGCCUUGCCUGAUAUCUGCCCAAUGUGCUGCUGCUGGGGAUGGCCCUGCUGUCUCACUGGGGAGAGCAAUGAGAACACAGCACAAGAGAUGCUGAACAUCAACUCAAUUGCCAAAUGCCACGCUCGCUGUGGAAAGGUCAAAUGUAAUUGCAUGUGUGAUGAACUUACAGAGCAGCUGAGACUCCUAUUGCAACUCACCAUCGUGCUGAGCAGCUAAAGGAGAGAAAGGAAUAAGGUAACAGCCAUACACACACAAACAGAGAAUGUAAUCCCUAUGAAACCAGCAGUGGAGAAGGUGUCAGCUAUCCAUCCAGUGCAUGGCCAACUUAGUGCUGAGUUUCACAUGCCACCUGCAGCUCUGCCUUCUACAAACCUGCCAGCAGAAAGUACAAUCUCCUCAUGUUCCUCAGCAAUAAGACCUCACAUAGAAAGCCUCUGUCUCACCUGUGUAAGAGAAAGAGAAUGAAAGGGAAAGGGAAAAGGAAAGCUGCGGAGAAGAGAAGAGAGGAGAGGA